Alternaria atra is the source of this 1470-nucleotide messenger RNA. RefSeq lists its product as uncharacterized. Gene Ontology annotation, molecular function: 1-alkyl-2-acetylglycerophosphocholine esterase activity. NCBI's taxonomy places the organism in Eukaryota, Fungi, Ascomycota, Dothideomycetes, Pleosporales, Pleosporaceae. The transcript has 2 exons. The record is from RefSeq and is a predicted model, not a curated record. The coding region runs from base 1 to 1470 and encodes 489 amino acids.
AUGGUCUUCCGGAUGGCCCGCCUAGCACCCCCGCCCGCCCGUCUCACACCGCGGCGUCUUUUGUUCAUCGCAUCGGCAGGUGUACUUUUUGGCGUUCUCUUCUUCAGCUUGGCCCCAAUCACCUCACCACUUCCGCCUUACACAGGACCGCAUGAGGUUGGCAUACUGGAUGUUGAGACAGAGGUCCAAAAGAGAACGAUUCAUGAUGCUGUACUGAAGGCAACUGGGGAGAAGACUUUCGAACUCAAUACAUUGGCCAUCACUUUAUACUACCCAUCUUCUCUGCCUCUGGCGUCGCCUAGUCAGCGACUAUGGGCACGACCAUGGCUGCCCCAACCGGUUUCGCUCAUUGGCGAGGGAUAUGCUCGGCUUGCCGGUGUAUCGAAACUGUCUUCGGUUUUCACGUUUGCUCUCUGGCUCCUUGGUUCAAGCACGGUCAUCCCAGGUGUCGUUGAUGCACCCAUACUUUCCGGCGCUGAGCAGAUAUUGGGCGAAGAUGGCAGUGGUGCAGGCAGCUUCGGAAAGAUCAUGAGCGCAGCAGAGGAGGAGCAUCAGGAAUUGAAACGCGGUAGUGAUCUCGGGAGUUAUGCCCACUACCUCGGAAGUAUCGCAAGUUACGGCUAUGUUGUCGCUGCUGUCGAACACCGCGACGGAAGCGGACCCGGUACUAUCGUGCACUAUCCUGAUGGGACGGAGCGGAAAGUUUGGCACCUGAAACUCGAGGACCUUGCAGUCGACCCGCCAAUGACUGACCUAGAUCUUAAGGCUGCACAACUCAACUUCCGCGAAGCCGAGAUCAGCGAAACCAUCAAGCUCUUCGCGCAACUCAACGCUGGUGACGCACCAGUCGUGAACCUCAAGCCUGAUUCACCGCGGAACGCCCUACCUGGUUUCAAGAACCGUCUCAACUUGUCUGCAGUCACAGUCGGAGGCCACUCAUACGGCGCUACAGGCGUGAUGCAAGCACUCAAAUCUGCUGGCUCAAAGGCAAUGCCCAUCAACGGCGGCGUUGCGUUAGACCCUGGAAAGGGGUCCGGACCGCUGAACAAAGACAUCGAUGUACCAGUACUUGUAAUGCAGAGCGGUGAAUGGACAGAGAAGCAAACGGAUUUCUACGGACAGGGAUGGCACUUCAAUGUUGUGAAGGGCAUCAUCGAAAACGUGAAGGUGGGAUGGUUCAUGACCUUGAUGGGCACCGCUCAUCCGUCUUGUACCGAUGCGCCUCUGAUCGUUCCUUGGAUUAUGAAGUUAGUCACUGGUACAACGCUCAACAGCAAGGACGCGCUUCACGAGUACAUCGACACAUCGGUCGCCUUCCUAGAGUACCUGCGAACAGGUGAGAAGAAGGGCGUUCUGGAGAGCGGUGUUACAAAUGAUGAAGGACCUUUCCAUCGUGUCACACCACGUGAAACGGUCAAGGGCCCGCAUGGCGCUAACUGGGAAGUUCACGUUGUGCCUAAGGCGGAGUAG